UUCAAGGUUUUAUCUAUUUUAGCAGAUAUCACUGAAGAACAUAGUGAUAAAGAUGAUAUUGAUUUUUGGAGUGGUAUAUUUGGUAUUAUAUGCUGUAGUUAGCUAUUAUACCUUACAACUUGGAUUAUUCGAUUCAUCCUAUCGCGAUGAUGAAAGGAUAAACUCCAUGCUGAUUAGAUCUUCUGAUGUAUGGGCUGCCGAAUGGUGCAAAGUUCAUAUGUUGCUGACAGCGUGUUCAGCAGUUAUCCUGAUUCGUGGUUGGCGAAAAACUCAGCAUAAGAAAAUCACAGUGCUUGACUUCUUCUUUCUCUUCAUAUUUAUUGGCCUAACUCUCAUGGAGUCAGUGGGAAUGUACUUGAAUUACAGAAAUCAUCUACCGGAUAUUACACUACCUAAUGAUUUUCUAUUCAAGAGAAUUGCUAGACUGAAUGCAUUUUCUGACUGGGCUUCAUUACCUUUAUUAGGAUGGAUUAUAGCUUGGAGCCGACAUGUUCGACGAGGCUGGUACCCGAAAAGAAACCGUUUAGUAUUUGCCGCUUCUGUGACUGUAUUUUUCUUGGCAAUCAUUCAUCCCACUGCAUAUGUGUUCGGACUCAGUGUUGUUGGGGUAUUAUCUUGUAUUGCUUUGUACGAGUGUUACAAAGUGCACUUCUAUAGGCCUGGCAUAAAGGCAAUGUUUUGGAUAUCGUUACUGACAUGCAUCUUGUUUUGUCUUAUAAGAAUAUCCAGUUUCGUUUUCAAGCCCGUUAAUUGGAUUGUCUUCUAUUUUAAUGUUUUGUCUUUGGCGUCUACAACAACGACAGUCUCACUAAUGUAUUUGCGAAUUUUGGAAAACGUCAACGAACACAAGAAAUGAAUUCAUUAUGAAUCACAAUACUGUAUGAGGCAAUAUACUCGCGAAAAUACCAAACAGAGCAAUCAAAGACAAUAUCCACCUGCUUCAAUAAUGGGAAUUUCACCAGUUUUGCGUAAAAGUUCGUUAUGAUAUACAGGAAGCGAUGUGAUUUUUUAUUUUUUUUUUUUAUUUUAGAAUUGAAGCAUUCCGAUUUUCUAGUUUGAGUUUUGUUUUGAAAAAAACCGAGCCAAGAAAAGUUUGCCACUAUUUGUAGGUGUGAACUGCAAUUGUCGAAGUUUGUUAUUAUUAUUACACAAAAUAUUUUAUGUGCUGUUCUUUCGCUUGCAUGCUGAUUAUUUUCAAAUUAUAAUAAAAUUCCAAACCGUUUUACCAUCGAUUUAUAGUAAUCUG
Molecule: messenger RNA, 1246 nt
Organism: Styela clava
Lineage: Eukaryota; Metazoa; Chordata; Ascidiacea; Stolidobranchia; Styelidae
Source: RefSeq, a predicted model, not a curated record